This is a messenger RNA of Mirounga angustirostris (Northern elephant seal), 2487 nucleotides long. It is a transcript of the gene LDLRAD2, whose product is annotated as low density lipoprotein receptor class A domain containing 2. Bases 1 to 774 code for a protein of 257 amino acids. NCBI's taxonomy places the organism in Eukaryota, Metazoa, Chordata, Mammalia, Carnivora, Phocidae. The record is from RefSeq and is a predicted model, not a curated record. The transcript is spliced from 5 exons. Gene Ontology annotation, molecular function: protein binding.
AUGAGGAACCUGAGGCCCAGAGAGGCCGACCUGGUGGACCUCUGCGGGCAGACGUGGCAGGGGGCCGGGCUGCGGCUGCGCUCGCACUCCGCCUCGCGCAGGUUCUACUUCCUGGCCCCGGACACCGACUGCGGGCUCUGGAUGCGGGCGGCGGCCGCUGGCGACAGGACCCGCUUCCAGUUCUGCUUCUUCCUGGUCUACAGCUUGGCCGCGGCGGCCCGGGCGCCCCCAGCGUCCCGGGCACCCAACGCCUCCUCCCCCGCGCCGGCCGGCCCGUGCGCCCCCGGGUCCUACCUGCAAUUCUACGAGGGCCCGCCGGGGGCGCCGCGGCCCCUGGGGGCCACUCUCUGCGGCCUGACCAUCCCCGCCCCGGUGGCGUCCUCCCGACCCUUCCUGGGCCUCCGCCUGCUUACGAGAGGCCGCCAGCCCCGCGUGGACUUCGUGGGCGAAGCCACCUCUUUCCGGCUGGGAGCCUCUGGCGCCUACUUCCGCUGUCAGAACGGCAGGUGCAUACCCCCGAGCCUGGUGUGCGAUCGCUGGGGUGUGGACAACUGUGGUGAUGGUAGUGACCAGGCUUCUGGGCCACCAGCCGACUGCAGAGGUCAGAGCCCAGCACCCACCAGGCGGGGAGUAACGGAUGGCCCUACGUCCAAGCCCCUGACGCUCCCCCCGGCUCUCAGGUCUGCAGGAACUCUCCAGACGGCCGCCCAGAGCACCCCCCUCGCAGGCCGGGCCCCGGAACAGCAGGGUACAAGCAGCUCCUCUGGGAGGUAGAUGGCUCUUGCUUUCCAUCCGCUCCCACUCCUCCCACCAAGGUCACACUUGUCCCUCCCCACGUGACAGGCACGGGGCCUGAGCGGGCUUUCCCUUUCUUUCGGCAGGCCCCCGGCUCCGAGGCGUGGCGCUGGUCUCCUCGCUGGUCCUAGUGUCCGCGGGCCUCCUCGUGGGCCUCCUCUGGGGCUACUGCUCGUCCCGCUGGCUGGCCUGGCGGGCUGGUGCCCACGGCCUCUGCCCCGGCUGCACCGCCUGUUACCCGUGUCCGGGCCGGGUGGCUCCUGGGGGGCUGCAGGCCAGUGGGCCGGCCUUGCAGGGUCGGGGAGGACAGCCCUAGAGGCUGUGGCUUCAGAAACAGGAGAGUGGGCUCUGGGGUCAGACAGACUUCGCGUUCCACCCCACCCCCAGGAGGGCCACCUGACCUUGGGCACGUCACCAAACCCGCAGACUCAGUCUGCUCCUCUCCUGCCUUGUGGCUGUCGUGAGGUACACGGGGGCUAAACGGCCCCGAGGCUCGGGAGGUCGCUGGCACCCUGCUGGAUUCGGGAAGGGCAGGGAGCAGGGGCCUCGCUCCCCUGCAGCUGCCUUGCUUCACCCCCGGUGCUCACCUGCCCGGCUUUGCCCGCCCCCCAGCACCCCCUCGGGUUCCACCGAGUCAAGCCCCAGCCAGAGGUGCAGGAAAUCGCUGUGGCAGGGAUAGCACCGUUUAUUAAGAAAGAUCAAGACAAAGACCACAGGAGGGUCCCUUCUAGGACACGGAGGCCAGGCGUCCUGACCCCACAUCUGCGGGCUGCUGGUGGAGAGGGCACAUGCCCCCACAUGGGCCCUCGGGCUCCCCACAGAUGGGGCAGGGCUGUCAUGUCCCCUUCCUGUCCCUCCCAGGCGUGAGUCCUGGCAUCUCCCACCCAAGGCACUAACUCUUUUCAACCACCAGUGCCCUCCUCUCCCCAUGUCCCCUGGGCCUUCACUUCCAGAUCAGUGGGGGGAGGGGGAUAUGGCCUGGUGGGGGCGGGGAGACCCUCUCAGUGCUGGGUUCUGCCUGUAGCAGCUCCUGGGAAGAGUUGGGGUGGAGUUUCCCUUGCCGCCCCUGAGGGCAGGGGCCCUGGGCCAGGCAUUGGGGGGCGGGGGGCGGGGGGGCGGGAUGCGGGCCAGGAGGGCUCGGUGGGAGGGGGAGGCUGCCAGGGGCAGGGGGCCCGGCUGGCUAGGCAGAGGUGGAAGGGGCUGGGACACGGGCUGGCGGUGGCGGGCUGGCCUGCCCAGGGGUGAGCUGCCUGGCAAAGGGAGCUGGGGAGGCACCAGGCUGUGGGCUGCGGCUGGCUCCUGUGGGACUGAGGGGCCCGAGGGCUGCUGGACUGGACAGCCCAGCUCUGGGGGGGGGAGGGGCUCUCGAGCGGUGGUGACAGUUCGGAGCCCACUCGGCCGCCGUGUCUGACCGCAAGUCCCGGCGGCCCUCUGAGGCACCGGCUCUCAUCCAACCUGCCCUACCUACCAGCCUGCGGCUUUGCCCAGGUGUGUUUGUGUAGGGGGGGUGGCACGCCCACCCUCCAGUCCAGCCCAGGGCAGUAGCAGCAAAGCGUGGCAUUGCCUCAGUUUCUUACAAAAUAUUCAUCAUCAUAAUAUUAAUAAUAAUAUACUCGACGUCGUGGGGCUGGGACGCCGCCUGGGAGUCCGUCUGGGGCAGGCGGCUGCCUACGAGGAGCAGGGCCGGGUGUU